AUGUUUUCAAAAAAUAUAAAUAAGGUUAGAUUUUCAUUACUUUUAAUGGACGAGGGUGAAUAUUAUUUUGAUGACUAUAGUGCAGUAUAUUACCCUCCAUCAAAUUGCGAAGAAGACUCAUGGCAGAGAAGGAUUAAUGGUAGAAUUUUAAUUUGUUCAAAUUCAAUAUUUUUCGAACCUGAUGAUAUUAAACUAUCAAUUAUGAAGUUUCCAUAUAGAGAGAUUUCAGGUGUUGGACCCUGGUUAAAUUCACAAUCAUCCACUCCACCAUCAUUUUUAGCAAGUAAGAAUAGUGUAUUUUAUAUCAAAUCAUCACAAGUAGUGGAAAUGAAAGAGAACGAUAAAAAUCAUCCAUAUAUAUUCAAACAGUAUAAUAAUAUAGAUUUCAAAUUUACAUUAAGUUAUGUAAAACAAGAAAUCGUUUUAGAAUUAAUUAAAACAUUUUAUGAAUAUUCUAAAAAAGAUAAAAUCGAACACGAUAGUUUAACAAAGAAGAUGGUAGAAGAAAGAGAAAAUAAGAUUUAUUUCGAUGUUACACAGUUGGUAGAUAUGAACGAAAGAAAUAUUAUAGAGUUAAAGUGUUCAAAGAUAUCACCAUUGGCAGAAAAUCCGGGUAGUUUAUUAAUAACAAAUUCACGAUUAUAUUUCCAACCAAUGAACAAUAUAGAAGAGCAUAAAUUAAAGAACUAUAGUUUAGAGUCAAUAAUUAGAGUAUUAAAGAGAAGACAUUCACUAAGAGAAAUUGGUUUGGAGUUAUUUUUUGAUGAUUCAUCAAGUCUCUUUUUAAAAUUUUCACAUACUCCAGUCAGAGACCAAGUCCAUGACUUAUUGGUGCAACAUUUAUGUACUAAUAUAGUUCACACUAACGAGCAGGCAAAUUAUCUAUUAAAGUGGCAAAAUGGUAUCAUUUCAAAUUACGACUACAUUUUAUAUUUAAAUAAUUUAGCAGGAAGAACAUAUAAUGAUUUAACACAAUAUCCAGUAUUCCCCUGGAUUAUAGCGGAUUAUCAUUCAAGUUAUUUGGAUUUAACCAAGCCAGAAACUUUUAGAGAUCUAACCAAACCAAUAGGAGCUUUAAACCCAAAUAGAUUAUCAACAUUUAAAGAGCGUUACCAUCAAAUACCAGAUGACCAACCAAAGUUCCUUUAUGGCACUCAUUAUUCAACUCCCGCUUAUGUUUUAUAUUUCCUCGUUAGACAGUUCCCAGAAUAUAUGCUUCGUCUUCAAAAUGGUCGUUUCGAUUCACCAAAUCGUAUGUUUCAUUCAAUUGAAGAGACAUGGAAUUCAGUAUUAAACAGUACCACUGAUGUUAAAGAGUUAAUUCCAGAAUUUUAUAAACCCGAGUCUAUCGAAGAUAAUGGUCUUUUCUUAUUAAAUAGCCAAAAUUUAGAUUUGGGUGUACGUCAAGAUCAUAAUGUUAUCAAUGAUAUCGUUUUACCACCAUGGGCCAACAAUAAUUCAAAGAAAUUUAUAUCCAAACUUCACGAAGCUUUAGAAUCCGAAUAUGUUUCUCAAAAUUUACAUCAUUGGAUAGAUUUAAUUUUUGGAUAUAAACAAAAAGGCGAAGAAGCCGUCAAAGCAGAUAAUUUGUUUUAUCAUUUAACUUAUGAAGGUAGUGUCGAUAUUGAUUCAAUCAUAGAUCCAGUCCAAAGAGCAAGUUUAGAAAUACAAAUCAAUGAGUUUGGUCAAACACCAAAACAAAUUUUUACAACUCCUCAUCCACAACAAACUUUAAAUUUAAAUGAUAAUUUUAUAAACAAUAAUAGUGAGCUACAAAAUAGUAAUGGUUUUGAUGGUUUUAAUAAUAAUAGUAAUAGUAAUAAUAGUGAUGAAAUUAGAUUUAGUGGCGAUAUUAAAAAUCCUUUAAACAAUUGGGGAUCAUUAAAUUAUUUAAAAUUAAAUCAAAACAUCAAAUUACAUAAAGAUAAAGUCAGUGCAUUAUAUUUAUCAAAUAAUAGCGAGGUUAUUUAUUCAGUAUCACUGGAUGGUUGUUUAAAGAUUUAUUCACUCAAAGAGAAGAGACAAGUUAGAUCAUUAAAUUUAUGUAAUUUGGCUCUUUCUUCAUUCCAGUUAUCUAAAGACGAAAAAUAUAUUAUUAUUGGUUCUUGGGAUAAUAACAUUUAUGUAUAUUCAGUCGGUAAUGGUUCAAUUAGUUAUAGUAUAACGGGACAUAGUGAUGCUGUAUCUUGUUUAAAGCUCCAUAAUAAUAUUUUGGUAUCUGGUAGUUGGGAUAGUUCCGUUAAAGUUUGGAAAACCCAAAAAGCCUCAAAUGGUGCAAUAUCUAUUAACAAGGAGCCAAUAGCAGAUUUUGUUGACUCUGACACCGAAAUUCGUUCGAUUGAUAUCAGUCCAAAUGGUACCAUAUGUUGCUCAGGUUCAAGUGAUGGUGUUUUAUAUUUUUAUGAUUUACUCUCUCUUCAACUUGUUCGUAGAUUGCAUUUAUACGACGACGAGGUAACCUGCAUCAAAUUCACACCCGAUGGAUCAAGAAUUAUUACAUGUUCAAUUGAUGGUACUGUAAAGUUAAUUGGCAUUGAAGGCUCUGAAAUUUUCAGUUUCAAGGUAUCUGGUGAAAUUCAUUGUUUGGAUUCUGAUGGUUCAACUUUAAUUAUUGGUACUUCUAAUGGUCUUUGUUUGUGGAGCUUAACAACCGGUACUGAAACCAAAGACUCUGCAUCUCCAUUCCUUUCACAAACUUAUAAUGACUCAAUUUAUUCUUUAAAUGUUUCGGUUUCAACUUUAACAAAUAAACCAGUAUUAUUAACUGGUAUUGAAAAUGGUUCAAUUUCAAUAUUUAAUUAAUAUAAAAUAAAUAAAUAUUAAAAUUAAAUAAAUUAUAUAUAUACAAAGAAAAAUCUAAAUAUUUUUUUUUAAAAUC
Messenger RNA from Dictyostelium purpureum, 2878 nucleotides. RefSeq lists its product as uncharacterized. Bases 1 to 2802 code for a protein of 933 amino acids. The transcript is spliced from 4 exons. Gene Ontology annotation, molecular function: protein binding. The record is from RefSeq and is a predicted model, not a curated record. NCBI's taxonomy places the organism in Eukaryota, Evosea, Eumycetozoa, Dictyosteliales, Dictyosteliaceae.